AUGGACGCUCUUAGUUCACCGCCCCGCCCCCCCAGGCCGAAACAGCAGCCAAUGGCUACUGAGUCGCCCCAGGGGACCGGGAACGGCUUAAGCCUCUCCACCACGGCAAGGUGGCGUCCACGGAGAGGUGCACCCUUCAAAGAGGGCCGAAAACAAGAUCAACCAGCACCGGACGCCUUCGAGUUUUUCAAAGCUGGGGAAGGCGCACCCCACUCUGUGGAUGAAAGGCUCGGGAGCAUCUGUCCGCCUCAGUUCCCUCGGGUUCCACCGACCCUAUCCGAAUGGAAACCCUAUGACCCGCUUGAGCCCAGGAACCGAAGUUCCCCGGUCCCACCGACCCUAUCCGAAUGGGAACCUCCGGACCCAAGCGAGCCAGAAACCUUAGCGGAGGAACCCAUCACCCAACAUAACCACGCCAUACGGGCACACGUGACUCGAGUUAAAUGUGCAUCCGGUUUUCCGGAGGGUGAUGCACCACCCCUCAACCUCACCUCCCGCUUGAAGAGCGGAAGAUGGGCUUCCUACCCGAGAGAAGCUCCGCCUCCACGUGGAGACGGUGUUGUGCUGUAUCAACCAGCACCGGACGCCUUCGAGUUUUUCAAAGCUGGGGAAGGCGCACCCCACUCUGUGGAUGAAAGGCUCGGGAGCAUCUGUCCGCCUCAGUUCCCUCGGGUUCCACCGACCCUAUCCGAAUGGAAACCCUAUGACCCGCUUGAGCCCAGGAACCGAAGUUCCCCGGUCCCACCGACCCUAUCCGAAUGGGAACCUCCGGACCCAAGCGAGCCAGAAACCUUAGCGGAGGAGAAAUGCUUUAUGCAUACCACCACCCUCGGGGGAGGAGUGGAUGGUUAUGCGGGACUCCCGGUCAUUGUCGACCGGUUUACCCGCUAA
Camponotus floridanus (Florida carpenter ant) is the source of this 891-nucleotide messenger RNA. RefSeq names its product vegetative cell wall protein gp1-like. Bases 1 to 891 code for a protein of 296 amino acids. The record is from RefSeq and is a predicted model, not a curated record. Lineage: Eukaryota; Metazoa; Arthropoda; Insecta; Hymenoptera; Formicidae. The transcript has 5 exons.